CAGGGUCGUGCCAUUUAUAGUUCAUCGACGGGGCGUUCAAAGGCACCGCCCUCAUGAGCACGUCCAUGAGUGCUGCGAGCCGGAACGAGACAUAUCUCCAGGACCAGAUCCGCGCGCUCCAAGUGCAGGGCGACUACUACGCGCGCAAAGUCGAGAUCGAAAAGCGGCGCAGCGACGAGCUCGACCAGCAGCUCAAGCAUUAUCGUGACACGCACAACGAAACAAAAAAACUGAUGAGCUCCACGGGUGGCAUGGGAACCAGCGGGCCAGCCAAGCCCACGGAUCCGACGCUCGACCAGCGCUCGAUUCGGACACUCGAAAAUCGGUUGGAGAAGGUCUUGAUUCGCCUCAAUGAAGCGUGCAAUGCGAACAAGAAGCUGCGUGAUCAAAUUCAAAACCUCCGGCGGGAAAAAGUCCAACAGCAACAGAUUCACGAAAAACUGGACCGGGAGCUACACGCCAAGCAGGUGGAUGUCGCCAAGACCGGCCAAAUGACGCAAAGUAUCUACGAUGCGCGGGAUCGCGCGCAGCGGCAGGUGGAAGCGUUGCGGCUGCAAACCGCCGAGGAGACGGCGCAUUUCGAAGCCGAGUGGAACGAACUCAAGGGCGUGAUCGAGAUGGACCGAGCGCACUUGCGUGCGUCGCAACAUCAUGGGUCCAUGUUCAUCGAUGGGGACGAUAGCGUCGACCGCGAAAGCACCACCCCGGACGCCAAGUUGCGCGACGAGACACUCAAGACAUCGUGGUUGAUUAGCGCCAAGGAAGCGGACCUGCGUAAGCAGACGGAGCGCCUCAAGUCAUACGAAGAUGGCUUGGCCAAAAUUCGCAAGAAGACUGGCAUCAAGGACAUCGGGGAGCUCGCGAAUGCGCUCAUGUCGGCGGAGGAGAAGAACUUUUCGCUAUUCAACAUGAUCAACGAGCUCAAUACGGAAAUGGAGGCGGUCGAGAUCGAAAACAAUCGCUUCCAGGACAUGAUCCAGGAGUGCCAGGGAUCUGGCAGCGACAUCAACCGCGUCCGCAUCAAGGCGAGUCUGGAGGAGCAGAUCGAAAAGUCCAAACAAAAGGCGGCGCACUUCGAAGUCCGCGUCGCAGAGUCCAUGGCAAUCAUCGACUCGAUCAAGACGGGCGCGAUGAACAUCUUCCACAAGAUCGGGUACAACGAUGAAGUACUUCUACAACAGCUCAACUCGACCGGCCUCACCGACAUCAACAUGCUCAAAUUCCUCGGCAUCAUCGAAAAGCGCAUUGGCGAGAUCGUCCAGAUGCACAACAUCGUGUACGCCCAGCAGUCGGGCAAGAUGGACGCUACGUCCGCCACGUCAGCCACACUCAAAGGAUCGGUGUCUCCUUCAAGCACCGCAAAGAAAGCUCUGCUGGCUCCGGGGGGCGGCGGCCACGAUUUACACCCGCAACCGCCUGACUUCAUGGACGACGAUGGCGACGAUCCAGAGGAAGAUGUCAAACCUUGCAAGAUUGCCGACAUCCAGGAGAAGACUGCCGCCGCCAUCGGUCGACGAAAGGACAAAGCUGCCAAGAAGAGAUAAGGCGUGUAGUAGCACGCCACGAACUUCAUUCGAAGCCCAUUAGCUCAUGCCGCGUUGUACACAAGGACUCGCUUUCAAACUCA
Messenger RNA from Aphanomyces invadans, 1627 nucleotides. RefSeq lists its product as hypothetical. Lineage: Eukaryota; Oomycota; Saprolegniomycetes; Saprolegniales; Verrucalvaceae. The record is from RefSeq and is a predicted model, not a curated record. The transcript is spliced from 3 exons. Bases 54 to 1544 code for a protein of 496 amino acids.